UUCUUUCCGUCCACAGCUCACGCCCUCACGCGGAGCAGCAGAGCGCCGCCCUCUCCCUCUCUUUCUCCGCGGCUCUCGCGCCUUCCAUAACCUUCCACCUGCUCCCACCGCCGGGGCCGCAGCAGCGAUGGCGGCCAUGGGGAACGUGAUCGGGCUCGUGAACCGCAUACAGCGCGCCUGCACCGUGCUCGGCGACCACGGCGGCGACGGCGCCCUCCCCACCCUGUGGGAGGCACUGCCUUCCGUCGCCGUCGUCGGCGGCCAGAGUUCGGGGAAGUCGUCCGUGCUGGAGAGCAUAGUCGGGCGCGACUUCCUUCCUCGCGGCUCGGGGAUCGUGACGAGGAGGCCGCUGGUUCUGCAGCUGCACAAGACGGAGGAGGGGGAGAAAGACUACGCCGAGUUUAUGCAUAUGCCCAGGCGCCGGUUCACUGAUUUCGCUCUUGUGCGAAAGGAAAUCGAAGAUGAAACUGAUAGGUUGACAGGGAGGACAAAACAAAUAUCUCCGGUUCCUAUUCAUCUCAGCAUAUACUCACCAAAUGUGGUCAACUUAACAUUGAUUGAUCUGCCGGGUCUAACUAAAGUUGCCAUAGAGGGACAGCCUGAAACCAUUGUCGAGGACAUUGAAAACAUGGUGCGCCUACAUGUUGAUAAGCCAAACUGUAUUAUACUUGCUAUAUCUCCUGCUAAUCAAGAUAUAGCAACAUCUGAUGCCAUUAAGCUUGCUCGGGAGGUUGAUCCAACCGGUGAAAGGACCUUUGGUGUGUUGACUAAGCUUGAUUUGAUGGACAAGGGAACAAAUGCGCUUGAUGUUCUUGAAGGAAGAGCCUACAGACUACAACACCCAUGGGUUGGAAUUGUUAACCGUUCACAAGCAGAUAUCAACAGGAAUGUUGACAUGAUUAUUGCUAGGAAAAAAGAACAAGAGUUCUUUGCUUCUAGUCCUGAAUAUGCUCAUUUAGCCAGCAGGAUGGGUUCAGAAUAUCUUGCUAAACUUCUUUCACAGGAACUUGAGGCAGUGAUCAGGGCACGCAUUCCAAGCAUAACAUCUUUGAUAAACAAAACUAUUGAUGAGCUUGAAUCUGAGAUGGAUCACCUUGGUAGACCUAUUGCUUCUGACGCUGGGGCUCAGUUAUACCUCAUCUUGGAGCUUUGCCGUGCAUUUGACAAAAUAUUUAAAGAGCAUCUUGAUGGGGGACGACCUGGUGGUGAUCGAAUAUAUGGGGUCUUUGAUAACCAACUCCCUUCUGCUCUGCGGAAGCUUCCAUUUGACCGCUACCUCUCUUUGCAAAAUGUUAAGCGAGUUGUAUCAGAAGCUGAUGGUUAUCAGCCUCAUUUGAUUGCUCCCGAGCAAGGAUAUCGUCGACUGAUCGAAUCUGGUCUUAAAUAUUUUAGAGGGCCAGCUGAAGCUUCCGUAGAUGCUGUGCAUCUUGUUUUGAAAGAGCUGGUAAGGAAAUCAAUUGGGGAGACUGAGGAAUUGAAAAGAUUUCCCACUCUUCAAAAGGAGCUUGCUGCUGCAUGCUACCAGGCCCUGGAAAGAUUCCGUGAAGAUGGUCAUAAAACUGCUCUACGAUUGGUUGAUAUGGAGUCGAUGUAUUUGACGGUCGAUUUCUUCCGCAAGCUUCCACAGGAAGUGGACAAGGCUGGAACUGGAAGCCCUCCCACUCCUGCUGUUGAUCGGUACACUGACACACACUUCAGGAGGAUUGCUUCUAAUGUGUCCUCAUACAUUGGGAUGGUAUCUGAGACACUGAAGAAUACUAUCCCCAAGGCUGUUGUUCACUGUCAAGUCCGGGAAGCCAAGCGGUCCCUGCUUAACUAUUUCUAUACUCAAGUGGGCAGCAAAGAUGCUAAGCAGCUCGCACUACUCCUUGACGAGGAUCCUAAUCUCAUGGACCGUAGGCAGCAAUGCUUUAAGAGGCUUGAGCUAUACAAGUCCGCAAGGAGUGAGAUUGAUGCCGUGUCAUGGGCGCGAUGAAGGUACUAUGUGCUUGCUGUAUAUGUUCACAUUGUUAGUUAAACAGAUUAUACUUUUACAAGUGCAGAAUUAACCGUCAGUUAUUGGGCACUUCUUUUGCCAGAUCUCAGUUACCUGUGUUGUAUAACUUCUAGCUAUUAGUAUGAAUAGUGUUCUGUAUAUAUGACUUGAGUGUGGUCAGGAACUGGUGAUCUUUCAGAAUCUGUGUGCAUACUUCUAGGCAGAAGUAAGGAUUUAGUUUGUUUAUGGUA
Brachypodium distachyon (stiff brome) is the source of this 2226-nucleotide messenger RNA. RefSeq names its product dynamin-related protein 1E. Gene Ontology annotation, cellular component: membrane; microtubule; cytoplasm. Gene Ontology annotation, molecular function: microtubule binding; GTPase activity; GTP binding. The record is from RefSeq and is a predicted model, not a curated record. The coding region runs from base 128 to 1975 and encodes 615 amino acids. The transcript is spliced from 15 exons. Lineage: Eukaryota; Viridiplantae; Streptophyta; Magnoliopsida; Poales; Poaceae.